AUGGACGACAUCACCGAGGCUAGGCAGCUAUUAGCGGUCAAGCUGCGACAGCUGCACGACUAUCAGUUCGAGAGCUGCGUCGACCCACACCGUGGCUCGCUCGACGAUGUCUACACGGAGGAGCAGUUCCGCAUUCUUGUUUCAGACAUCCUGCCGCACUGGGCCAAGGUGUACUUCGGGUUGUCGAUGGCGUACCCCAGUCUGACGCUGUGGAAGGCCUUGGCUGUGAGGGUGAUGAUUCUGAUGGCGCAUCACAUGCUGGGCAGGGGGAUCAGCAUCCGUACGAUCCGCUACUGCAACAUGUUCACUCACGUCCUUCUGCCCAUCACGAACAGCCCGGGGGAAUCGUCGAUCAUCGUUCUCGUGGUCGCCUAUCGCAAUUCGAAGACCGUCAAAGACAACAAGCUCGGCCACUUGUACCUGACUCGACACAUGGACUUCCAGCAGUGCGGCUUUGGAGCAGUUUUCCUCUGGCUACACUUCCUUUUCGACCUCGUGCCGCUCUACUACAACAACGAGAAUAUCGUGCCCCCCUUGGAUUUUUCAAACCCGGAGGCCUGGUCGAAGAAAUACGUGUUCUUCGCCCUCUUCGACAAAGAGAAGACAGAGAUGCCGUACCCGACGCACAACAAAUGGGUGACAUGGGCGAUGAAUAGCGCGGUGUGGAUCCUGUCGAAAGUCACGCACAUAUUUCGACGGUCUGCGGCACAGAUCCUCGCGGACAAGAACUUAGACCUCGAUUCCAUCGCACAGCUGGGUCAAUGGGACAUGAACGAGAUGCGCAGGUCAUACGUCACAGGCAUCCCGCACCCGGCCAUCCAGAUGCAAGCGGAUUUCUCGCAGGAACCGGGCGACUAUUACAUCGGAAGAUCGAAGACUAAAGUGCCCCCGAAGGUCGUGAAGGCUAUCGAGGAGCACAUCUUUCCUAAGGCGGAGCUUUGGCUCAUCGAGAUGUCGGGUUUGUGCAAGGACGAAGAUUUCCAAAAAUGGGCGCUCGACGUGUACACGCUCGACAAGUACGGCAUCGAGAUGCGGACCAACACCACGAUGUCGAGAGCGACGGACGUAUCCUCUCACCUCAACACCAAGCAUCUCGUCACGCAACUUCGGGCCGAGAUAAACCUCCACAAGGAGGAGGGAGGGAAAAGGGAAAUCCAGAUCAACCACCUCGAGAAGCAGGUCGAGUCAUUGGAGCGGGAGAAAAGCUCGAUGAAAGCUGAGUUGGAGGCGAAGACAGAUGCGUUCGCGCAACUACAGAAAGCGUUCGACGCAUUGAAUAAUACCGCGGCGACAAGCGCAGCUGCAAAUGUGGGGGAGAGCGAGAGCGUGCCGCAGACGGCAACCGAGGAAGCCAUCCCGGAUCCACAGCAAGCCCAACAAGCAACGCCCUCUCGACAGAGCGUGGGCAGCCAGCUCGACCAGACGUUCUUCGACGCGGUGGUGUGGCCGUGGUGCAAUUGCGAGACCGUGCGGAAGGCGUGGUCGUACUGGGACGGGGCAAAUCCACUGAACAACGGGCAUAGUCUUCGACAGGCUUACAAGAGGGGCUUUGCCGUCAAGUUCUGCAAGUUCACACCGACUCCACCCCCCGUAACCCCCGAAAAGGAGGCCCAGCCAAAAGAAAAUCCACCAACCGCAAAAGCUAUCGAGACGAAAAUGCGGAAAAUGGAGGCUGUCAUGAAGGCCGUCGAGCAUUUCCGGAUCGACGACAGCAGCGCGGCUACGUCGACGGUCAUCGAAAAGCUGGACUCAAUUGUGAAGGGCCACUCGAUCAACAUGCUUUCAGAGGGCAUCGUUCUCAAGGAGGAUUCUGGGAGGCAGCUCACGAAAAAGCGCAAAGUCGAGUCUGCAGAGGAAAACCGGAAGGACAAACAACGCCUCAGAAUCACUCUGGAGCUCAUUCGCGUCGAGCUCCGAACCGCAGAAUGGGCGGAGAAGGUGUUCGGCAAGGAGAAAUGGAAAGAAUUCACGGUAAGUACUGGCGCGCGGCCUAGUUCGAGGCGGCCUAGUUCGACGAGCAACCGUGACGAGGGGGGACCCUAG
Closterium sp. Naga37s-1 is the source of this 2043-nucleotide messenger RNA. NCBI's taxonomy places the organism in Eukaryota, Viridiplantae, Streptophyta, Zygnematophyceae, Desmidiales, Closteriaceae. The record is from the annotation of a GenBank genome assembly.